AUGGUAAUGAUAUUUGGUAAAAAGGGAAAGCUUAGUUACCGGUAUGUGGGCUCUAAUGAGAUAAUGAAACAGGUCGGGAAAGUUGCUUAUGAGUUGAAGUUACCAAGUGAAUUAGACCUGGUUUAUGCAGUAUUUCAUGUCUCUAUGCUUAAGAAAUGUGUAGGCGACCUGGUGUCUACCCUCCCUAUUGAAGGGUUAGAAGUGAAUGAGAAUCUUUCAUAUGAAGAGGUUCCAGUUGAGAUCCUAGAUCGUCAAGUCAAAAAAUUGAGGAACAACGAGGUUGUCUCCAUAAAAGUCCUAUGGAGAAACCAUCUAGUUAAGGAAGCAACAUGGGAGGCCGAGGCCAACCGAAGCCACACUAUCCAUUUCUUUUCCUCUAAACCGUAG
Solanum lycopersicum (tomato) is the source of this 387-nucleotide messenger RNA. RefSeq lists its product as uncharacterized. NCBI's taxonomy places the organism in Eukaryota, Viridiplantae, Streptophyta, Magnoliopsida, Solanales, Solanaceae. The record is from RefSeq and is a predicted model, not a curated record.